ACGCGCCCGUCAGCGAGUCCGUGUCGGCCCAGCUGCGCCGACUCGUUCGGCGCUCCCCGUUCCCCGUUCCAGCUUCUUGCUCAAAGUUGUUCGAGUCGAUCGCCGCUACAGACGCGUCUCGUCCCCGUCCGGCGCGAGCGAGGCUUUGAUUGCCAUGAGCGCGAAGGAUCUUCGCUAGGCAGAGUUCUCGUUAAGAGCGGCGGGCAGGAGCAGGAGGAGGAGGAGGCUCGUUUAGUCGGCGGCGCACUUCGCCGCUAAUUAUUCUCGUCGUCGUCGUCGUCCUCAUCAUUUGUACGAUCGACUCGGCUUCCGUUUCAUGAAAGUGCCUCAUUCUGUGCGAGCAAGUCGGUUGACGGCAUCGCCGCUGCUCUGAGGCGCCGUGGAGGGAGGAGGGGACGGCGCGAUGGCCGGAGACCUGCACGGCGAGAGGGCCCCGCUGCCCAAGCACAUGAUUGAGAACAGCAUGUUUGAAGAUGACGACGAGGAGGAGGAAGAUGAGGAGGCCGAUGCAGGGAUGCCUAAUGUCGACCCGGGCGCCGACCCGGCCCUCGGCAACAGCGUGGCGCUGUCGUCCCCACGCACGCUCGCCGCCAGCUCCGUGCCGCUCUACACUCAGCACCCUCUCAUCAGCAGCGGCGGCGGCGGGGGUGCCGAUAGACCGACGGCGCCGGAGGACGACGGCCGGCCCCACACGCUGUCGCGACUGCCAAUCUACGCCGGGGACCCCGACGAGUUCGACGAAGACUUUGACGACGACAACGAGGAGUCGUCGCGCAGGCUGCUGGGUGCCGCCUUCUUCAACCGCGACCCCGACGAGCCGAGGUCGGGGCGCGGCCCGGGCGGCAGGGCGGCGCCGUCGUCGGGACCCGGCGGCUCGGACGGGCCCGGCGUGCAGCUCUGCUGCCAGCAGAUGAGCCCCCGCACGCUCAUGUUCUGCGCUGCGGGCGUCAUCGGCGUCAUCGUGGUCAUCGGAAUCGCGCUGUCUUACGUGCCCUGCGCGCUGGGCAUUGGCAACGGCUGCGCCAGCAGCAACGGCAGUGCCGCCAGCGAUGAUCACGACCACCACGGCGGCACGACGCCGAGCGGUGCGGGCAACGCGACGUUCCCCUUCACGGCCGACGGAGAGGUUUUCCCCUGGGCGGACGAUCGACUUCCGAGGUCUGUGCGGCCGUUGCACUACCACCUGUGCCUGCACCCCAACCUGACGACGCUGGCCGUGGAGGGAUACGUCAGUGUGUGGCUGUUGGUGGAUGAGAGCACGGACCACGUGGUGCUGCACGCAAAUAACCUCACCAUCACGGAGUCCACCCUUGUGCCUGCUGAUGGAGCUCCGGCAGGUGGCGGUGCCGAUGGAUCAUUGGUGGCGAAGCUGCUGCGCUAUGAGCCACGCGACCAGCUGAUGGUUUGCACCCGCAAGCCUCUGACGCAAGGCCAGAUAUACUUGCUCAACAUCACCUUCACCGGGCGCCUGUCCACCAGUUUCCUCGGCUUCUACCGCAGCACUUACCGCGCCGAGGACGGCAGUGAUCGACCGCUGGCGGUGACACAGUUUGAGCCGACGUCUGCGCGCGAGUCCUUCCCGUGCUUCGACGAGCCCGACUUCAAGGCCUCGUUCGACAUCAGCAUCGUGCGCGACGCCGCGCACACCACGCUCUCCAACAUGCCCCUGAACGACACGGUGACACGCAAGGACGGGCUGCUCGAGGACACGUUCAAGGGCAGUGUGGUCAUGAGCACCUACCUCGUCGCCUUCAUCGUCAGUGACUUCAAGAGCAUCUCCAACAAAACGAAGCACGGAACCAACGUGUCGAUCUACACAUCCCCUGGCAAGGAGCAGCAGGGGAGUUUUGCGCUGGAAAAUGCCAUCAAGUUCUUGGAUUUCUACGAGGAAUUGUUCAACAUCUCCUAUCCACUGCCCAAGCAAGACCUCGUGGCAAUCCCAGAUUUUGCGGCCGGGGCCAUGGAGAACUGGGGACUCAUCACGUACCGCGAGACGGCGUUGCUGUUGAGCCCCAAGGCCUCGGGCGUGCGGGACACUCUGUGGAUCGCUCAGGUCAUCGCGCACGAGCUCGCUCACCAGUGGUUCGGGAACCUGGUGACCAUGAACUGGUGGAACGACCUUUGGCUCAACGAGGGCUUUGCCACCUUCAUGGAGUUCGUAGCGACCGACUCUCUGAAGCCUGACUGGCUAAUGAUGGACGCCUUCCUUACGGAGGUGGUGAUGGAAGCUCUGACCCAGGACUCGCUGCCUUCCUCACACGCCAUCUCAUCUGCGACUGUCGGCACCAUGCAGAUCGGAGAGAUGUUUGACUCCGUCUCCUACAACAAGGGGGCGAGCGUGCUGAACAUGCUGCGCACGUUUCUGACGCCCGCCGUCUUCGUGGAGGGCAUACGGGACUACCUGCUCGUGCACAGCUACAGCAACGCGCACACCGACGACCUCUGGGAGUCGUUGACGCAGAGCGCGGACCAGCAUUUGGGGCACUCCGUCAAUGUGACGGAGGUGAUGGGGACCUGGGUGAGGCAACGCGGCUUCCCGCUGCUCACGCUCGCCGCCGUCAACAAGGAAUUAAAGAUCGCAUACAAGCAAGAGCCGUUUCCCAUCGAGUCUGCAGAAGCAUCUAUCGCACCAAGCAGCCUGUGGCAAAUCCCACUCACCUUCAUCACCAGCGACAUCUCAACCUCGCAAAGCAAGCUCAUCACGGAUAAACAAGGAGAUAUAGCGGUGACGAAGUCGACGGAGUGGAUAAAGGCCAACACGAACAUGACGGGCUUUUACGUGGUGGACUACGGGAAGGACGGCUGGGCCACCUUCGCCAAUAAACUGACAACCUCGAAGAGCUUCCUCUCCCCCGCAGACCGUGCCAACCUCCUCAAUGAUGUCUUCUACCUCCUCAACAUUGGCCGAGUAGAUGUCGAAGAUGCCAUGCCGCUACUGUCCUUCCUCCCCAACGAAACGAACGUCACUCCGUGGAAGGUGGCGCUGAUGCACCUGGACCGAGUGCUGCUCAUCCUCUCCUCCCACACCAAUGACGUCCAGCUGCUGCAGAAGUACAUUGUGAAGCUGGGAGAGGAGCUCCUGCCGCAGCUGCCCUGGAACGAGUCUCGCGAGGAGGCCACGGUGCCCCAGCGCUCUCUGGACGCCGCGCUCGUGUCGGUGCUGUGCGCCUAUGGCUCCUCAGAGUGCCUGAACAGGGCCACGGCUGCGUACAAGCAGUGGAGUGCCUCGGAGAGCCUGUCGGCGGACCUGAUGGGCACGGUGCUGCGGGUGGCGGUGCGUGACGGAGACCAGUCCAAGUGGGACAGCGUGCAGGAGCACUACCACAGAGCCAAGUCCAGCACAGAGCAAGCCAAGUACCUGGAAGCACUGGCGAGCACCAGCGACGAGGACCAGCAGUGGAGGCUGCUGGAGAAUGCGACGGCCGGCAUUGAGGUCAGGAGCCAGGAGCUUCCGCGCAUCGUGGGCGUGAUGGCGCGCACCUCCUGGACCGGGCGACUAAUCACCUGGGACUUCCUGAGGAAGAGAUGGGGCCUGCUCGUGGAGAAGUUUUCCUUGGGCUCCUUUGCGCUCUCUAACAUGGUGAUGUCGGUGACCUCGGGAUUCUCCAGCACGUACCACCUCGACCAGGUGGAGGAGUUUGUCGCGAGCCUGCGCGACGGCAGCGGAGACCUUCGCGUCUUCAAAGAGGCUCGCGACACGAUCCGCGCCAACCGCCGCUGGCUGGCGACCAACCGGGUGGCGCUGCACAAGUGGCUUACGGAGCAAUCUUGAAGCUCUCUUGGCGGUGGCCGCGGUCCCUCGAGGUGUCCGACGAUCGCCACCCAACCGACGUGCGGCGGCACCCACAUGACGUCGAAUGGAGGCCGCAAAAUGCUUUUCCCCCCCCGCCACACGGAUGGGAUAGAGUGUCUGACUAAGCGGCUACCUCCAACGCUGCCGCAACCACCACGAUGAUGCGACCCCGUUUGUGCCGCUCGGUAGCGACGACUACGUCCGUGGCCUCGCCCGUGGCCUGCGGUGCGACCCCACGCCCCUCGCCGUCCCUGCCUCCCUCUCGCUCGCCGCGCUUGCCCAAUCGCACCGAUGGCCGCUUGCCUGGCGCGUUUGCGGCGAGUCCAGCUAACCGCGAGAGAGGUCGUGAUGAAGAUGGGAAUUUGCUAACACUGACUCCUGCCACUCCCCUAUAAACAAAGCCAUGUUUGACCUUUACCUCCCAGCAGCUUGUUAUUUCUGGGCUCCUGUACUGGCAGUCGAUCGCGCACCUUCGGUUUGUAAACUCGCAGAAUCUAGAGCACCAUGCUCUUCAACUUUGGCCCCCUCUCCCCCCCCCCCCCCCCCCCCCCCCCCCGAUUUAACUCGCUGCUUGUUUUACUUUUAUUUAUUUACCGCCCUUAGACUUGUGGGCCGGGAGGUCCUCGUGCCUUCUCGGCUCGCUGCACCGCGCGACUCAGGAAGUGCACCUCGUUACAGGGGUCUUGCAAAGCGGGCACCGGCUUUGCAUUUGAUUUAACGUGUUUUUAUUUUUUUGUUCCAGAUAUUAAUUUGGUGUGGGGCAAGCUGCAAUGCAAGUUGCUGCCCGGGAACUCUGCACUGAUCGCUGGGCCGUCGUGAAAAAUUAUAACGCUCCUGAACUUUUAGAGACGCUAAUAAAAAAAAACUCCUUUUGAAUGGGCAAGGUGCAGGGGUUUAGUAGUGUCGCGCUCGCUGAUCUUCUGAGCGUUGGGUUUGACGCCGCCGAAAUGAGCUGUGGAGAUGUUCUCGAGUCAGCUCUGCUAUUGUCCUCUGCACGUUUGGGCCAGAAUACGGCCAAUUAUGACGAUCAAACACUCCGGGGUAAAUAGCUCUCUGGCCCACGAGUUAGUGGCGGAGCUACGUUAGUAACCUUUCCCUCCUGCGAGAGAGUGCUCACGUCAACUCCGCGCUGGGAUGAAGUUGCAAAGCAAAAUGUGUGGCGCAGGGCAUGCCGCCUUGCGGAAGUUACUCAUGGCGUGCUCCUCGGUAUGCGUAAUGCUCUUCUGGUUUUUGAGGCCCCCUUUGGCUUCUAGUGAACUAUUAGGGCAGGAGAGCGCCUCGCCGCGGUACUCUGAUGCGAAUUUUAAGACAUCUGUCAGUGUAGUACUAAUAAUGUACAUUCGGUGCUGUGCGUCCAACGCGUGCUGAGCACGCGCUGACAGUGUCGUAGCGAUGUCAAGGCUGCACACGCGGUGCACGUCAGGUGACGUGGUUUUGUGCGUUGGUUGGCCGCGGCGACCGUGGGAACGGCGCAGUUUUUGUCUCGGGUGGCCGUGGCGCGAGUCGAGUGGGAGCUCUGGACACUUGCAGGGCGGCACCUGCUUGACAGUGCGGGCGAGGGGGGGGGCAUGAGCAAGAUACAUGGGUGGAGAGAGAGAGGGAGUUGUCGGUGAGCACCGAGUUUCUGCCUCCUACCACACAGGUGUCCCCCGAGCUUCCCUACGGAUGUAGCCACAGACAUUUGCUACAAAUGUCCGUAUAAAUGUCCGGCUCCAUGCGUCCGAUAACAGCAGGUUUGUUGUCCGCUGUUAGUGAUGGCGUCCUAUUGUAUACUAGCCCGCACGUUUGCGUGGGGGGGGGGGUACAGCUUUAGUGCGGCGCGAGCGAUGUGGAUUUCGUUUAACUUCCGUUCUAAUCGGCCUCUAAAUCUAAAAGUUGCUUUGCGUUAAUAUUGUGCAAGGGAUGUAAUUUGUCGUGAGCAUUGCUGUGAGCAGAAUUCGCACUCGCUAAAGCACUGACGUGACUUGGCGGUCGACUACGUUGAGGGGGGUGGGGUGUGACUUGAUUAAGCGAAUCAAGUCGUUUGCCUUCUCGGAGAAGAUUUUAAUGGUGAAAUCCUUCACAGAAAGAUGCGAUGAGUUGUAAGGCGUGAAUCGGGGAAAUGGGAAAAAAUGCCUCCCUUUGACACGUCCAUUAUUACAAACCCCGGUCCAUUCGUGUGACAGAAAUCUCAGCUCGGAGGUGCAGUCGUUUCCCAAUGGUACCUGCUGGGCUACUUGCAAGCGGCCAUGAUUAAUGAAUUGCAUGAGGAGUGAGCAAUGUACAGUCGUAAUUCCUCGUCCUGCGCAGUGGAUGCGAUCCCGAGGAGUGCCUUGUCGAGCUAAUGCGCGUUAGGCGAGAACUUACCGUGGCGCGAGGCGCCUGGCGAUGACCACCAUCUUUUGAAAACAGCGGCCUGUUGACCGUUCCGAGGUUUUCUCCCGGACAGUUCGGGGUCAGAGUGUUGGGAAUGGCGGGGACGGUGUUCCGGAAGUGACCUCGGCAAGAGGACGGUUUUUUGUUUGUUUCAUAAAUGUUUUGUGUCCGACGUGACGUUUGGGAGAUAGAGCGUGACAUGGACAGAGAACUUGUGAAUUAUACGAUAUAUGUAGCUCUCGUAUACAAUAAACACGUUAUAUUCGACAAGUAUGCACAGGCUGUAUAAUACAGGAACUCCGCCCGUGGUUUAGCAAAGUGCAAAAAAAAAAUCCUUUAUUUUAUGACGCGCAUAUUUUAACAAUGAUGGUUAUUGCUAAUACUGUGCGCGCGAUACAUAUUUGGGCGUUGGUUGUUAAAGCAGUUGGGGUGGGGGGGCACACAAUGCACGCGAUGCAGAAAGUGCACGCACGUGUAUUGCCUUGGAAAGAUUUGACGUGGGUUUUCAUCCAAAUGUCGCCGUGUCUGUUGUUUUAGUUUUUUGGUUAAACUUGCAACCCCAAGGCUGGUGUUGGAAAUGGCACGUGUCUUUAUUUUUUUUUGCAAACGAUUUCUAAGAAAGAUAGAAACACCAACUUCCACACACCCCUUGCCUCCCCACCGACCCGCAUGCGCCUGUUAUUGGAAAGUGAUGGCGGCGCUCCCGGGGUCAGCGGUUCCACGAAACGACGUCCGCACGCUCUCGAAGCGUUGAGAUGUGGCCUUGUGCACUGGCAAGAUUGGGUAAAAAUGCUCCCACUUUUUCAGUAAAACUGUUUUGUUGUUGACAGUACCGCCACCUGGGAGUGGUGGGGGGUGGGGGGGUAGAAAAGGGAACUAAAAAAUGAAAAUUUCUUAGCUGCAACAAAAUAAAAAUGACAACCAGAGCGGUACCACGAGUGUGGAAACGGUCGUCGUGUGGCCAUGAAACCUUCGGGGGGAGCGGCGGGGGGUCUAUCAGGUCCCCGUUGGCGAGCGAUGGUCUCGGCUCGUUUUAACGCCCGGUUCGCCGGGAGGAGCGUCCGAAUGUUGAAGCCAGCCGGUCCUCGCUUUGGACAUUUGAAGAACUCGAGCUUUCGUGUUCGCAUGGAGCUGAUGGACCUCCGGUGCCCCCCGUUGAACCCUCACUAGUAUCUUUAGCGAGGAUGGUCACUCGUGUGACCUUGGGUUUCCAGUCCAAAAGAGAAACACCCCAAUGAGUUAAUUUCAAUAUGUGCAGGGGAGCUGCUUUAGUGAUACAAACAUAGGAUCUAUAAUUUGUCCUGAACGAUUGGUUCUUUACAAAAAAACGCGUGUCAGUGUUGGGUGCACUCACUUUUGUUUAAUAUUUAUAAGAGUACAAUCACUGAAGACGAUACUAAUGAAAUUAUGUUUGUCUUUCUACUUGUUUUAGGCGGCAUUUUUUUUCUGCAACAAAAAAAACAGUACCUGUGUUGCUUCAGUAAGUUAUUCCUCGACUGCUGAAUGUUGAAACGAUUAAGUAGUUGUGGGAAAAAAGUACAAGGAAUACUUUUGUGAACUGUGCAAAUGUGACGAGCACGGGAUCUGAAGCUUCUGAUCGGCGGGCGCUGUCGGUAGUUAUUGUCCCACAAUGCAUCACACGCAUGGCCCUCACUCGCAAUGGACAUCGGUUGUUGUGGGGGGUAUCUGGGUUUUUUUGUCUCCAGUGCGCCUGUGUUUUGAGAUGUAUGGGUUUAAAAUGUAGCCACGCAUGUUGUGUGUUUUCGCCUUUCGAUUUUUUUGCUUAGUAUUUUAUACACGUGCUGCGGACGGGAAUCGGGCAAGUUGAUCGGUUGAUGAACGAGCGUUGUACUUGCACUGGGUACAACUCAAUAUGAACAGGAAUCGUGACUCAUGGAAGAUGUGCAUCGUGCUUGGGAAUCGUGCUCGGUUAAGAAGGCCGCCUCUUUAAACGAGCAGGCAGCGAUGAUCACUGAGGCUCCUUUGUGUGCCAGGAAGCAGUACAACUCUUGUUGUCGGUCUUUUGUAGCUCUACUUUCCAGCGGGCCACAUGAAACAAUUGCCGUGUGCCGAUGGGUCACGUAACAUCAUAUGGUAGGACACGUGACGUCACGACGUGAUAUUCUGUACGUGUGGCCACCGAUCCAUAUCCCUCACGUCCCUAGGUAUCUCAUCCAUUGGUGUUUUCUCAAUGUCAUCUCACUAUCUUAUCUCUCUCAGUGGGCCCUUCGCUCUGGCAGUCCACUACAAGAACCUUCACGGACCACGUGACCAGCUGGCUGCCAGUUUGAAAUUCCGAGCUCCUUAAGACUUCGACGACUCAAGUUUGGGAUUUUCAAUUGGUCACAUUUGCAUAUUUCUUGUGUGCGUGAUAAACCGGCUCUGGGCACCCGCUGAAGCAGGUUCGGCUCGCCGUGGGAACCCCACGCCCCACCGCUGUGUCAGAGCUCUCCUGCUGGUGGCCGCCGCAAUGAGCCCACGGCCAGGCCGAUUCCCGGGGGGGGGGGGAAUGUGUAGAGGCUUGCAUUACGCUUGAACAUUAGCUUCUAGGCAUGUAACAAUUUCACCCCUUUCACGAUUUGUUGAUUCAUCAUGAAGUGGAGGUCACAAAUCAUGAACUGACUUCAGUUUGUUCUGUUUCCUGUCUUGUGUGUAGCGUCUGUCUCGUACGUUCUGUCUCAUGUUAUAUUUCAUUCCAUGAGUCUGAAGGUAAAAUUCGCAUAUAAUUUGGCUACAUCGUUAAUUGAUGAGUACACUCGCGGUUCCAGGCGUCUAUCACGAGUGUAAAAUUUCAUUUUAAUCUACGAAUCGUUACAUGCCUAAUAAAGAGAAGUCCUGGCUUAUGGCCCAAAAAGCCAGGGAGCGUGCCGGUCACACCUUUACAAUAUUGUGCGUUCCCCCCUUUCGCAUGCGCUUCCUAACACGACAGAUUCCGUGGUUAAGGACGGUUCUGGCUGCGGCUUCGCACGCCUCCUUUAUUUGUCGCUGUGGUAGUGCGAUUAUCCCAGGGUGGAGUAGGAGCCUUGGCCGAUGUCCCUGUGUGGGAGUCCUUGCACUGCACACGCACGAACUGUGUAGAUAAAAACACUGCUUUCCCUAAAAACAUAUUUGUGCAGCCAAUCGCAAUUAGAUUUCGAGACUCGCGGGGUACGGAAAUCGGUGUAUUAACUGAUCCGCCAUAAUCAUGUACGGAUAAAAUGAUGGUUGGGGUGAGGUCUUGGGAUUUAGUUUGGGCCACUGAUUGGCUGCAAGCGGUAUUUUUCAGAAAACCAGUUAUUUCUCACUACGACUGGCCCGCAAAAGUCAGGCUGAGAGUACAGAAUACUCCCCCUGUCCCCAGCCGGGUAUGCGUCUCGAGCUUCGCAAUCCUGGUCCAUAGAGCCAGUGGGCUUCUUGUCCUUGUAUUCUGUGUUUUCGUUCCUGCAUUUACAAAAUGAGUAUUAUAAAAGUGGAAGAGGCAAUACAAUAUAAAUUUUUGCGGUACUUAGGGAUUGAAAGUUUAUUUUGUGACUAAUUAUUGUAAUAUGGCUUCAGGAUUUUUUGCUUAUGUUUUUUUUGGUGUCAUUUUGGUUAUAGCUUUAAGUUGUUUUUGGCAUUGUGAUUUGUUGGCCAUAAAUUGUCAGUGGCAUUCUGGGUAACGGAGUGCAUCGUGGGAAAAAUGAACACUUGCGUCGUCUUCUGUGAAGUGGGAUGGCUGUGGAGUUGGUGGUUGUGGAUUCUGUAGCCAGGCCCUGGAGAGAGUUUCUACCAGAGGCUAAUUCAACCCAACUGCUGUCUCGCUGUACAGGGGGAUCCAUUAAUAGAUACCACACUAAAAUAACGGAGGCAAUGACACAGAGAACAUAUAAUUUCAAAGACUACAAGUUUUACCACCAUCCUCAAUCCUUAAACACCCCUCUAACAUGGAGCCAUCGCUUCCACGUCGCCCGUUGAGAAGGGCUUCCUGUAGCCGAAUGAAUGCAGAAUAAGGUCGCAAUCAUUAACCACAAAUUAACCACAAUACGUCGCCAAUCUCAAGGAGCAUAAAUCAUCACGCAAACCUCGGUCAUCCUCGCAGUGGUGGCUUUUGGCUCGCCAUCGAACAAAGACGGUCACUGCAUCGUGCCGUUUCAGAUGCACUUCUGCGGCCGUCUGGAACGCUCUUCCUUCCGAUAUUAGGAAGCCACUGGAGCUAUGCACUUUUAAAUCAUCAUCAUCUCGAUUGACAAACUCAUUUCUUCAGAACCGCUUUUUGUAUUUCCUUUGUUGUCCUUCCCCCGCACCGAUUAGCACAGUUGGAUGUCUACCGUGCGAAAUAAGUUCCUCAAGCAGCAAGGUCACGAGAAAUCAAUGGUAUCUAUAAAUGGAUCCCCCUGUCCUGUGGAAACGCACUCGGUCCACCUUCACAAUGCAUUCAUAUUGCUCGGUAGCAGCCGGGCGUGGUGAAUCACCCCGUCUCGUUUGGAGUCUUGUCGGCGGUCGCGCACACGACGCUCCCCCGCCACGCGUGUUGCUUCGUGUGCCGUGCACUGGAGUUGCGUUUUUCUUCACUGUUUUUUGUCCACCUACGGGCGGGGCGCCCCGUUCAUGAAGACUUCAGCGGUUCGUUUGCUUCGCACCUCCCAACUUGUGCUCCAUCUCACCACAGCACGUCCGCAUUUUUAACAGAUCCCCCCCCCCCCCCCAAAACCAACGAGUAGAACGCUACUCGGCAUCGUCCUGCAAGGAACCAAAGUGUUUGUAGACUCCACAACGCAAAGGUCAUUAGAAUACAAUUGCGAUAAAGCCUUUACAAACUUGA
Molecule: messenger RNA, 10928 nt
Organism: Lethenteron reissneri (Far Eastern brook lamprey)
Lineage: Eukaryota; Metazoa; Chordata; Hyperoartia; Petromyzontiformes; Petromyzontidae
Product: endoplasmic reticulum aminopeptidase 1-like
Biological process (GO): proteolysis; peptide catabolic process
Cellular component (GO): cytoplasm; membrane
Molecular function (GO): zinc ion binding; peptide binding; metalloaminopeptidase activity
Source: RefSeq, a predicted model, not a curated record